This is a messenger RNA of Cuscuta campestris, 1302 nucleotides long. Lineage: Eukaryota; Viridiplantae; Streptophyta; Magnoliopsida; Solanales; Convolvulaceae. The record is from the annotation of a GenBank genome assembly.
ACACGUGUGCCGGGAUAAGAGGCCGCCCUCUUCAGUUCUCUCUCUCUCUCUCUUUCUCAAUCGCCCUCUUAACCCUCGUAUAAUUUGAUCGGUCUUAUCCGGGGGAAUCAAUCGCGAUCAGUAUGGGCGGAGGAGGAGGCAUCAAGGCGGCGGCGAAGCUCGCCGGGAUCGGCGUUGCCAACAGCGCGUACUACCGAAGCCUCACGCCGGAUCACCCGGUAUGCGCCGCUGCGCGUAAGGUCGCUCGCCCGGUCUCCAUCUUCGCGGGCUCUGACGACGGCAAGGGGCUUCCGCUCUCUGUCUCGGCGGUGGAUGGGGCGGCUGUGCAGAAUCCUUGUUCGGACUUCGAUGAGUGGGAAUUUCCGGAGGUGGAGGACGGGCCGCCGCCUCGGGUCAUUUUCGCAGGCGCGCCUACUCUUCAAGAAGCCAAGGAGGCCACCUCUGACCUAAAAGAAGCAAUUGAGAAUAUGUUCUUGUCACCUGGGAACAAAUUUGGAGGUUCUAGAGCCACCGAAUCAGAUCUCGCGUCAAGUUUUAAUGGUUUGGAGACUAAAUUUUGUGUUAAUGCUGAGACAAGCGCUGUUAAGGGCUCGACACCUACAAAUGUCUUACGGGCAUUCAAGUUACUCUAUGAAAGUUCUGAUGCCCAGAAUGUUGUUGCUUCAAUUGCUUGUGAUCCAAAUGUUAACAGAGCUGUAAUGGCCAAUCCCGAGCUGCAGAAUUUCAUUGCAUCAUACAAAAGUGCAUAUCUGGCCAGAGAGAGCGACGAUGACAUGGAUGAAUCUGUUGGGGAGAAUGGACCGUCGCCACAUGAAGCCACACCAGAUUGUGUAGAAAGUUCUAUAGGUGGUGGGGUUGCAGGUUUCUUCAAGAAUAUGAAAGUGGCUGUGAGUGAUAUGAUGAACAGCCUCUCUGGUUACAUCGAAAAGUUGUUCGGGGGCUUCAAUCUGGCGGGGGUGAACGCCGAUGGAACUGCAAAACUCAGUGGCGUUGACAUGACAAUCGGUGCUUCGUUUUUAGGAUUGGCUGUGAUGGUGAUCAUGGUCGUUUUCCUGAAACGACCUUAAUUGCCUCAAUGCACCAAUUUGCCGAAACUAUGUUCAUUAGCUUGUCAUGAACAACUUGUUUGUUUUGAAUUCACUGUCGUAUGUUCUGAAACCAUGUUAAGAGCUUUGGGUUUCUUGUUUUAGAUUCACUCCAUUUACUAUGAGUUUAUGCACGUGCAUUAUGACAUUCUCUCGUGCUAUAGAAAAAUUUCACAUUUUCUAAAAAUUUAUCUCAAAACAAAUUACUUUUUCGUUU